AAAAAAUCAAAAGUGAGAAAUACCCCGGGCUGGUUUAAAUCUUUGCUACUCAAAGCAUUACAGAUAAAUUCCCUUAAUUUCUAUGCUGGGCAAUACCCAGGCGCCAUUUUCGCGCAAUCGCCAUGCACACAACUCCACUAAUUUCCCUGUAUUAUGUGUCCAAAUAGAGAAGUCACACACACACAUUGCCCGUCUCCACUCCAAUAAUGAACUUGAAAUCGUGAAUACGCGCUCCUAAUGUCAAAAAGCGAUUUUCCCAGAACACCUUUUCAAUUGGAAAAAUCGCAUAGAUAAUUCGCGAAUCUUGCAUUGGAUGUUCCGUUGGAAUUGCGCGCAUCCGGGUGUAGUGGAGUACGAGUGUUGAUGGUGUGAAAAAUCGGCGCAAGUUUAGCACACCGCGACGGGCCCAGCAGCAUCGAAUCAAAGACGUGACGGCACCAGAAAUCCGGGAGAAAAGUGCUCUUUUGUUCGUGAUUUCGGCCUUUGAGCAGAUCAAGCGUGCGGGACUAUACCGCGAUACUAACACAAAGGUGCGACGUGAACGCGUGCUUCGAAACGUGAGGAUUCCCACGACGAAGCAAACAACCUAAGCGGCGCCUCGACAAACAGCAAAACGGACCGCGAUCGGCGCAAAAAGCGCAACAAAAGGACUCAUUGUUGCGAGCUGCAUCUGCGGCGUGGAGUGGGACGCAGCAGAACUCUACGGAGCCAGUACACAAAGCCAUUGGGAGAAAGACGACGUCUCGAAUCUCAAAUUGGACCACGCGUGGACGACGGGCGACAACAGUGCGAUGAUGAUGGCGGAGGGGACCUUCCACGGCGUUUUUGUUUAUAAGAUCGAGGAGAAUCUGCAGCUGGUGAAAAAGUUCGAUAAACCCUGCACAGUUGCGUGCGGCUACGAUCCUCAGGGAACCAUCCUGAAAAUCACAUUAGAUGAAGAGGGCACGAAGUCCAUAGAAUAUCUUCUCACAUCAGAAACAGACACAGCGCGACUGGGCCAGAGAGGUGAAGUAAUAAACACAGACGACGAGGAUAUUUGUCUUAGAUUUAACGCAGACACAGAUGCAUCACGUUUUCGUAAAAUAGUAGAUAAAGUAAAACGUCACCGCCCAAAAUCAGUAUUUUCACAACGAACCGAAGAGUCUUCCGCUUCACAGUAUUUCCAGUUUUACGGCUACCUGAGCCAGCAGCAAAACAUGAUGCAGGACUACGUUCGGACGAGCACCUACCAAAAAGCUAUCUUAGGGAAUUUAUCGGAUUUUCACAAUAAAGUUGUCCUGGAUGUUGGCGCUGGGUCGGGAAUCCUUUCGUUCUUUGCUGUACAGGCCGGAGCCGCCAAGGUGUAUGCGAUCGAAGCGAGCAACAUGGCCCAGUACGCGCAACAGCUGGUUAUGUCGAACAACGUGCAGGAAAAAAUUAUGGUGAUCCCCGGGAAAAUAGAGGAAAUUGAAUUGCCGCAAAUGGUGGACAUUAUCAUCUCCGAGCCGAUGGGCUACAUGCUGUUCAACGAGCGCAUGCUCGAGACAUAUUUGCACGCGAGGAAGUGGCUUAAGCCAAACGGUAAAAUGUUCCCGACGCACGGCGACCUGCAUAUUGCGCCAUUCAGUGACGAGGCGCUCUACUCAGAGCAGUACAAUAAGGCGAACUUCUGGUAUCAGUCGGCGUUCCAUGGAGUCGACCUGACGGUGUUGCAUAAGGAAGCAAUGAAGGAGUAUUUCCGCCAGCCAAUCGUAGAUACAUUCGAUAUUCGAAUUUGCAUGGCCAAGUCGAUAAGAUACGUCUGUGACUUCUUGAAAGACAAUGAAAGCGAUUUGCAUGACAUUGACAUACCUCUCGAAUUCCACGCCUUGCAGACUGGAAUUUGCCACGGCCUCGCGUUCUGGUUCGACGUAGAAUUCCUGGGAUCAACGCAGCAAGUGUGGCUCUCGACUGCACCCACAGCUCCGCUGACGCACUGGUACCAGGUCCGGUGUCUUCUUCACAUGCCAAUUUUCAUUAAGCAAGGUCAGAUGCUGACAGGCCGUGUGUUACUCGUGGCGAAUAAGCGGCAGAGCUACGAUGUGACAAUCGAUUUGCGGAUUGAGGGGACACACAUUUCCUCUAGCAACACGUUAGAUCUUAAAAACCCCUACUUUAGGUACACUGGAGCGCCGGUCACUGCUCCGCCCGGAACUAAUACUCAGUCACCGUCAGAGGCCUAUUGGGCACACUUGGACGCGCAAGGCGUUCGAAAUGCCGUUAACUUAGUCAAUGGAAUAACCGUGAACGGGAUCGGCGAGGCGUCAAUGGACAUAACCCACGCGAUAAUCAACCAAACAGUCUAGAAUAAUGCCAGACGGAACCUCCCUCCUACCGAAACAUCGUUACUUCCUCCACAACUUUACUUCUAAGGUCGAGCAUUGUGGUCCUACUCAAGCAAUACUUCAACAGCAGCUAAACUUACUCUCCGGACGUGUCUGCCGCAUUCAAACUUCUCCGAAACCUCGAACAAAACACGAAAUCACGAUCCAACGCCCACCCAUUUCCACUAUUACGAGUCUGACCCCGCCAUAACUACGCAACAUAUUCUCCUUCUCUAAACUCAGUUCGCGGCAAAUCUAGUGGACGGGCCUUUUCAUAUUGACAACGAUCUCCGCGGUCGGAUUUAGUUCUACCCUUUUCAGACUUGCACCACGUGCAGAAAACGGUUCGCUUUCACAAAGUUUCAACGGGUUAGGAGUGAAAAAGUGCAGAAGACGAAGAUUAUCAUUAAUAUUAAGUAGAAUUACACGACAUAGUUUAUGACUUUAUUUUAAAGCGACCUUUUUUUAAUUGUUUUCGAAGUAGUCGAUAUUUUAUUAUUUAUUUUACGUUUUAUUUUUGUAAAGAGCAAAAACGCUGAGAAUGGCAAAAGCGAAAGUGCCAGCGGCUUAUUGUUUGGGGGUCGCGACACCUGAAAAUCACGUUUCAAGUAAGGCGCCCUUUCCGUCAAUGUGCAACAGAAACCCCGACGCGUCCCUCCGCCUUACCGCUCAAGAUUGAUUUUGGUUUAAAGUGAACGAUGAUAUAUUUUGUAAAUUUAUACUGUUAUCGACUUUUUUCCUUGUUUAUGUUUGAAACAGAACGGGAGAUGAUGCGGACGAAAGAGACAAAUAGAACGGCGGUAAUACGCCCAUCGUACUACUAUUUACAUUUUGCUUUAUUGAACAGAAUACUAUGCAGAUUCGAGCAAUCAGAGAGCGCGCCGAGCAGAUUGUCGUAGAGUGCAUUCAGUUAAGGACAAGAAAAAAGACUAGAAACUAUUAACCUUUUAUUUGAGAUAAUUUUCUCGGUACGCUGAAUGUUUAUGCUAGGAUGACAAAAAGAAAAUUAUGUAAUUGAUAGUGAAGAAAACAGAUAAUUGUCUUUGAUUGGAAAAAACAUUAUGGCCAGAUUGGAAAAUAUAUAAAAAGAAAAAUUGGCGAGAA
Molecule: messenger RNA, 3446 nt
Organism: Hermetia illucens (black soldier fly)
Lineage: Eukaryota; Metazoa; Arthropoda; Insecta; Diptera; Stratiomyidae
Gene: Art4
Product: histone-arginine methyltransferase CARMER
Exons: 6
Coding region: 792-2324 (510 amino acids)
Biological process (GO): peptidyl-arginine methylation
Molecular function (GO): protein-arginine N-methyltransferase activity
Source: RefSeq, a predicted model, not a curated record